AUGUUUUCCUCGAGAAUCGCUUGCCACAGAACACAGUAUUUCAAACUUCUAUCGUUGCACUGGCGGUACCGGAGUACAGACUCAAGGCUGUUCGAAGGAGUACGUGCUUUCGAAGACAUUCCAGAACCUAAUGGCUGGAAGCUCGUGUUCGAUCUUUUCACGAAAACCGAGCGGUUUGCCAAAGGAUACAAACUUUUUGAGCGCCUUUUCGAAGAACUUGGACCUAUUUACAAAGAAAGCGUGCUGUUGAGUCCCAAAACCACUGUGCAUGUUAUCGAACCAGAAGAUAUCGAGAAAGUUUUCCGUUCGGAAGGAAAAUAUCCGAGGAGGCUGCAGCUAGAUAUUUGGCUUGAGUAUCGCAAACGGAGGAACUAUUUUCCAGGCCUAAUUUUAUUGUGAGUAAACUCUGCUUUCAUCUAUGUAAUAAAUAUAUUAAUAUAUAUAUUAAUAUGAUUACCGUGACAUUUACUCCUGGGCGACAGUUACGUCGCCCCUAAUGGUCGUGUUUGCCGGGGCAAGUCACGCAACUAUUCCGGGUCAGUUGAAACUCGGCUAAUUUUUGAAGAUUUAUCAAAAUAUGAUCUAAUAUUUCUUAGAAAUCGCCAUCUUGUUUCACCCACACAUUUUUAAAGUCCUCUGCGGCUUUACUUUUUCAAAUACUCGAAAUGUACUAUUAUAUAUAUUAGCGUGUGUAAAAGUAAAGCAUUAUUAUGAAUAUUCCUCGUUGACUCGCUCUACAGAGAAAACAGAUAAGCUGUUUGUCAAUGUUUAUAUAAACAAAAAUAGCAAUACAAAAUAUUUGAUAUUGAAGAUCAUCAAGGAUGUUAAUGCAUCAAGGAUAUUAAUCUUAGGAUACUUUCUUCUGCCUUGCUCGCUGUACUCGGGUGAACUUAACUGACUUCACAAUCUUGAUAAUAUGCAAAUUUAUCGAGUAGGGCCCAGAGGGGGUCUUGAACUAGUCACGAUCAUCAUCUCAGACUGCUUCGAAAAGGUGCAAGAACACAAAAUAUAGCGCAGGUAAAAUGUGUUUGUUAUAUUGUUUAUUUUUCUCUGCAGUAAGGUAAACCGUAAAGUCUUGUUUUCACCAGAGUUGGGGUCAUAAAUCAGAAGUGUAGAACUUCACGACCUGGUGAAAACAGCGUUCUUAUUCCGCUUACGAAUCCUGUCCAAACGUAAAUGGAACGGUUCGGCCAGGUGAAAAUUUUCCAGUCAAAGUGGUCCACCUCCAGAGGUGGUCCUCUGAAAUAAAAGUACGGUCAACAGUCAAACUUCGCUUUACGGACACCCACUUAAUACGGACAACUCAUUAUUACGGUCAGUCUGCUCUGUCGCUGGGCAAAGGAAGCCCCUUUGUUACAGACACCCCGUUAUUACGGACACUUUAGUUGGCCCCCUCGGUGUCCGUAUUAACGAGGUUUGACUGUAAUCUUCAUUGCUCUACUUUUGUUUUUAACAGAGACGGGGAAGAGUGGAACAGAGUGCGGCAAAAAAUUGCCCCCAAAAUGAUGCGCCCAAAAAUUGUCGAGGAAAAUAUUGCUAACUUUAACGCUGUAAGCAAGGAUGCUGUGGCGAGGUUAGCUAAAUUGUACGACGCUUCUGAGCAAAAUGAUUAUAUGCCCGACUUAGAAAAAGAGGUGAAUCGAUGGUCCUUGGAAGGUGAGCUAAUUAUAGCAAUGUUAGUGCAAUGGACGACAUUUGAAUGAAUAUUAAGAGUCCAUCUUCAUCAUCAUGAUCAUCAUCAUCGUCGUCAUCGUCGUCGUCGCCUUCUUCAAUAUCAUCAUCAUCAUAAUAAUAAAAACCAUUAUUAUCAUCAUUGUCAUCAUCAUCAUCAUUAUCGUCAUCAUCGUCGUCAUCAAUAUCAUAAUAAUAAUAACAAUCAUUAUUAUCUUCAUUGUCAUCAUCAUCAUCAUCAUCGUCAUCAUCGUUGUCGCCACCACCAUCACAAUUACCACUACCAUCGUCAUCAUCAUCAUCUUCAUCAUCAUCUGCUUCAUCGUCGUCAUCAAUAUCAUAAUAAUAAUAAUAAUAAUAAUAACAAUAAUAAUAACAAUCAUUAUUAUCUUCAUUAUCAUCAUCAUCGUUGUCGUCGCUGUCGCCACGACCACCACAAUUACCUCUACCAUGAUCAUCAUCAUCAUCGUCGUCAUCGUCAUCAACAUCGUCACCGUCAUCACAAUCAUCGUCAUCGCUGUCGUCGUCGUUGGCGCUACCAUCACCACAAUUACGUCGACCAUCAUCAUCAUCAUCGUUAUUUUUAUUUUUCUAGGUAUUGGAACAGUGGCAUUUGAUAGUCGGUUUGGAUUGUAUGAAGACACGCCACCUCAGGAAGCACUAGAUUUUACAAAGGCGGUCAACGACUUUUUCGAACUUAGCCAACAGCUGUUAUACAGUAUACUUAACCGAGUUGCUUUGAAGUAUAUCGACACACCAAAGUAUAAAAAGUUCUCUAAGAAUUAUGACACUAUCCUGGAAAUUGGACAGAGGUUUGUUGAAAAGAAGAUGAGGGAAGUGAAAGAAAUGACAGAGAAAGGAAUUGAUCUCGCCGACGCUCAAGGUGUGUAAAUAGGGAGCUUUGGCAUCGACGACGGCAAGGGCAGCGAAAACGUCAGUUUUAAAAGGAAUUCCCGUUUUUGCAAUCUUUGUCGCGUUUAUUCCAAUUUGCUGAAAAUGGCAAGUGUUGGCGAAUUUCCCUAGAGUUGAUUUCUUGAGGACCGCACUCAAGUUUAGAGAGAGAGAAAGAGAUUCGUCGUCGCUUGUUUACGUCCUCCAUAAAACUUGCAAUUAGGCAUUUUCACGUCGUAGUCGUGCAAGGACGGUAAAGAAAUGUACAAAAAAGCACGAUGCACGUACAAAGUUGUUGUUUUGCGUAAUAAACCUAUUGUUUUUUUUUUGACGUCCUCGUCGCUAAAGCUCCCUAAAUAUAGAGGCUGGUUAUUGUGUACUUUACAAAAUUCCUUUUUCUUGUAAAAUACAGAAAUACACAUGAUGCCAUAUAGAAGUCAAUAUCUUUUUACGUGACUUAAACGAUACUUAAAGUAACUAUAAUUAUAAUAAUAAUAGUAAUUGUUCGUAGUUAGUUGUGACGCGUGACUAUUUUUAUCGCUUACAUCAAUCCCCACUGUAAAAUUGACCAAUCGGUUACUCCGUUUCUGGGCUGACGGAGGGUCUGUUUACUACAAAAGAGUCCCCAGUCCGUCUUUUCUCGUCUGGUCCCAAUCCCUUAUUAUUACAUAACGUGGUGGUUUGCAUUCGCGCUGGCUGAGAUAAGAACUAGAUGGAUUUUAAGAGAAAAGGCGGACUGCAGGGAGUCCAGACUGGGAAAAGUAUCAAAUUUAUCGAGGGGGCAGAGAGAAGGGUUUAGAUAGGGUCAGAUGUACGCCCCUAUGCCCGCCCUCUGGGUACAUUAAACCAAAAUGGCCGCCAGUUGCAAUUUAUAUAAGCGCUGGAUCUCGACGAUUUUACUGGUAAUUGGGGUUCUGUAAACAGUCUUCUCUCCAUGUAGUUGUGCCACUGUUGACAUAUUUGCUGAUGAAGGAAGACAACACUCCCGAUGAGGUCAACGCAAUUGCAAUUGAUGUUGUGUUUGCAGGCGUCGACACGGUAAGCAUUAAUUAAUUAAUUGAUAAUAAUUACUAAUUUAUGAGUAAAGUAUUUUCAUUUACUCCUCUUUUCUAACUUGAACAAACAGCUACAAAUCGAAGUGAAUUAAAUAUUGAAACAAAACAGGACUCCUGUUAACUCCUUUUCUAUAGACGUCAUCUGCUACUCUCUGGUGGCUGUACAAUUUGGCACGAUUUCCUGACGUUCAAGAAAAGCUGUACCAAGAGAUAGACAGUGUUUUGGGGAAGGAUGAUGACGUCUUACCGUCGCACCUCGCCAAACUACGCUAUCUCAAAGCGUGUCUCAAGGAGUCCAUGAGGUAAACGCUUAUUGCUUGACCAUGACUGGUUAACUCAAUAAGCUUCAAUAGGGAACAGAAGUGAUGACGUCACAAAAACUAAAUUUGUGAAAUUAUGGUAUAGGUUGGCAUAUCCUGAAAGAGCGAGAUGAAAAAUGUCCACUUCCGUUAUGUUGUGAUGACUCCAUUUAAAUCCUUCGAAAAUGGGCCUAGAUCGUAAGCGUUGUGAUCCAAGCUAUUUUUACAAGGAUUUGGAUGGAGUCAUCUAAACAUAACGGUGCUAAUAUCUUCCCACUAAUUUGCAGUAACAAAAUAACAGGCGGAUUUUUACGAAGUGGACAUUUUGCAUCUUGUCCUUUCUGGAUAUGCCAACCUAUGACAUAAUUUCACAAAUUUAGUUUUUGUGACGUCACACUUCUCUUCUCAAUAGGUCACUGUGAAAGAUACCAUAAUUAAUGUUCGACUCAGUGCCGUUUGGGGUAACACCCCAUGCAAGCCUCUUUUUUUCUGUGCACGAACUGCACUGGCAAUGCAAAGGCUUCUUGAAAAGUUGCAUACGCAAUGCAUUACAACCGAAUACAGCAGUGCUAACACCAGCUAAAUUGCAGUUGAGCUCUUGUUUCGUUUGGGGCCCGGAGCAUGCCUGCCAUUUACUUAAGAAGAAUUGAGCUUAAAGGAUAUAUCUUAAUCCCCCCAAAAGUUACGCUCUAACACAAGUGGUCUGAAAUCCUAUUUAUGGGUAAACAGUCACACCGUAUCCAAAGUUUAAACGGUCCGUUGGCUCGAUAUAACUGUAGCCUUCCUUUAUCUUCUAAGGGCCACGCUGAACUUCCACAUCUUGCUUCUUUACAUUCAAGGUUAAACCCAACUUUUCCAGUCAUGUCAAGGAUUUUGGAAGAAGAUGUUGUUUUAUCUGGAUACAAUGUUCCCGCAAAAGUAAGUAACAAGAACCACUUUAAUUUCCUAAGUGCUGUCUUAGUUUCUAUGGUAACAAGAGGGCGUGGAGGUCGUUAAGCAAUCUGUGCAUUGCUUCUACCUUGGGUCUGGAUUCUGUUCCGGUAGACAAAUUUCUGGGUCGAAUUUGUUCGGAAGACGAUAAGUGUAUAAAUUAACUCUUUAAACACUAAGAUCAAAAUAUGAAUUCUCUUUUGUCGCCCCUAUUCAUUUCCUACAGACGUUGUGGGGAGAAGUCGAUAAAAUAUCAAGCAAAUUCAUCUUGGGUGAUCAUGUUCGUAAUUCUCAUGACCACUCUGUUUAACAAAGCAUCGAUAUUACAAGGAGAAAUUUUGAUGCUGAUCACUCUUAGGGCUUAAAGGGUUAAAGGGGCUACAUCAUGCUAUUUGCUAUAUUUUUACUAAGCUAAGGCGAGUCCUCGCAUCAAUUGAAUUCCAAAAAGGCACAAUUUUAUUAUUUAAGACUACACGUUAUGUAGGCGUCGAAACUGUUUCCUGUUGUCUGUUUCCUCGGAUGACGGGAAUGGAAAUGCAUUAAACCUUUUAAGUGGGGUAACAUUUUGAAUUUUAAUGCUAGGCCUGCAAAUAUCACCAAAAAAUUUAUUAUUGUUGGUGCUCCCUGAUGAAAAUUGUUUCAUAUCUUCUUCAUAACUCUGGAGGAGAAUGUUGGGUAUGGGGAAGGGCACUAAAGGUGCUAUGUCAACCCUAUGUUAAAGCGUUAAACAACUUGGUAUAGGGGCACCUUUCUCGAAAGGCUCGCGAUCGGUACCUUAUUUUGUGUUAUCUGCAAAAUCAGUUUUGAAACCUCGAUCUUGAAUGUGAAAACAACAGCUUUUCAGGCGAAACUUUCAAGCAACGGGCCCUUGUGGUUGACAUGCAUAAAAGAAUUGCACUGACAUAGAAACAGACCAUUUCCGAGUUCCCCCGGGCCUCUGUAUCAAAACGAGGUUAAGUGGUCAGCUUUUGAUAUGGAAGUGAUAUUUCAUUCUCAUGCAAAUAAAACCCAUGUUCACAAGAAAGGUUCUGCACUUGGCCUCAUUUUGAAAGUGAGGGUUUUUUGAAUCUGUCUUGGCUGACUCUCUCCCUCCACCGAAAUACAAGCAACCAAUCAAUCAAGCAAACAAACCAAUAAAGACAAAAAAUAAACAAACAAUAUUUCGUCCUCUUAAAACCAUUCUAGAUCUAAGAUGCCACACCUUAGUGAGUGGGAACUGAGGGCUAAUCUCCUCUGACUAAUUUAAGUAAAAAUAUUUCUUCACUCACUGUUGUAAAUAUUGCAGUUUCAAUCUAUAAAAAUACACAGUUGGCGCCCAGGCUUGGGUAAAUAAAGCGAAGAAACUAUUCUGAGUUUCAAGGAUGAAUAACUGUACAUUUCUUUUGUUUUAUACUCUUAAGUCGCGGAGCCGAAUAUUAAUAUUUCAAAAUUGGUCUAUUAACUCUCAAAGACUUUGGUAGUAUUGGAGUUUUACGCCACAACUCGCUCAGACAAGUACUUCAAAGAUCCUUUGGACUUCAAACCAGAGCGCUGGCUUAGAGAAAGUAAAGAGGCUCAUCCCUUUUCUCACUUGCAGUUCGGAUAUGGACCACGCAUGUGCGUCGGUAAGAAGCUU
Porites lobata is the source of this 6461-nucleotide messenger RNA. The record is from the annotation of a GenBank genome assembly. NCBI's taxonomy places the organism in Eukaryota, Metazoa, Cnidaria, Anthozoa, Scleractinia, Poritidae.